AUGGAGCAGUUACCCACUGUUCAAGAGUUUGUUCUGGUCUCUGGUGUACCCAUUGGAAUCGACGGAGUUUUCAAUGUGCGCAGUUUCGGCGGCUAUCCCAGCAACCUGAAGCCCAACUGCUUUACGCGAGAUCGGAUCAUUUAUCGCUCAGGCCAUCUCAAAGACAUUACCCAGCGUGGACUCGAGCAGGUCCGGAAUCUAAGUAUCUCGACAAUCAUUGACCUUACGAACUCCGGCGAUACAAAGACACUUUUUACGGGCACUUCGAGCCUUGGCCAUUGCAGAGUCGUCCACCUACCACUAGCAAAGCAUGAGUUUUCCGUUCAACAGCUGGCCGAGAAGUACAAAAGAUACCUUGAGCAGGGAGAGAAGGCCAUUGCCGAGGGCUACUUCCAGCUCCUUGUCGAAGGACACGAUGUUAUCGGGAACAUUCUCGCAUUGAUACGCAACAAUCCGAAUGAUGUGUAUCUUAUCCACUGUGCAAUGGGCAAGGACCGGACCGGAGUGGUUUUUGCAGUUCUGCUCUCCCUAGCCGGCGUCCCCGAAGACGUUAUCGCCGAGGAGUAUAGUCGAAGCGAAUCAGCCCUGGAAGCAUCCCUGCCUGAGAUUGCGACAGCGAUUAAGAAAGCCAUGCCGACAGUGACCGACACUGAGGCGCAGUGGAGGGCGAAGAUUGUAAUCCAGACGAGGUUUGUCGCCUCCGAAAGAGGCAAUGCUGCUGAUGUUGCAAAUGGUGACGGAACAACUUGGUGGGAUAAAGGAGUACCUGAAGACUUGCUGCGGUGUCAGCGGGGAGGAUAUCAAAUGCCUCCAGGAUAUCCUAACUACUACGCGAACAUACUCUAA
Molecule: messenger RNA, 846 nt
Organism: Aspergillus mulundensis
Lineage: Eukaryota; Fungi; Ascomycota; Eurotiomycetes; Eurotiales; Aspergillaceae
Product: tyrosine-protein phosphatase
Exons: 3
Coding region: 1-846 (281 amino acids)
Biological process (GO): dephosphorylation
Molecular function (GO): phosphoprotein phosphatase activity
Source: RefSeq, a predicted model, not a curated record